GCGCGGCGGGCGCGCGCCGCGCUCGCCGCCGCCGCGCGGGGCAGAGGGGCGAGGAGGGCCCCGCUGGUGUUGGACGUCGUGGACGCGGAGGUGGUCGACGUGGAGGAAGGCGAGGAGGAGGCGGCGACGGACGACGGUUCCACCCUGAUUGCUGACAUCCUCGCUCGCUUCGAGACGAGCGUGCAGGUGAGGAGCCUGCUGAUGGAGUACGCCCGGGAACCCAAGCGGUCGGCGCUGUCUGCGUCUGGAUUCCCAGAGCUCGAGAUGGGCGGCCCGGUCGCCGCCGCGGCGCUGGUGGGCCAGCUGCGGAAGCGAGGCCUUGGGCCAGACCAGGCCGAGGUGGGGGCCGCAGUGCUGUGCCUGAUGAUGGGCGCGCUGGACGAGGCUCACAACCUCGUGACGCCCCACACGGAAAACAAGCCGACCACGUUCGGAGGCCCGCCACGUUUCGGCAGCACGGCGGUGCAGGAGGCGUGCUACUGCCAGGUCCUCGUGCACAGGAUGGAAGGCGAGCACCGGGGCAGCAGCGGCACUGGCUUCGCACAGAGCGACCACUGGAUCUCGAGGGCGUUCCCGUCGUACAACAAGGACGCCGAGCACCCCGUCCACACAGCCCUCCGCCUGGCAGCCCAGGAGUGGGGGUCGACCGCUUGUCCGGACAUGGCGCGAGGGUUCCUGAGGAGCACGAGCGCGAGGUGGAGCCCGAAGGGCUUCAACCAGCUCUGCGCAGACGCGCUGGAGGACGAGGACCCCGAGCUCCUUGAGUUCUGCGGCAGGCUGCAGGCCAAGGAGCUGCGGCUGCUCUUCGACGGACUCGCAGCCUCGGAGCCCGCGCAGAGCAGGAAGGCCGACCGCCUCGGCGGCAGCUUCGGCCCCGCGGCGGCCCCCGCCGUGGAGGCGGUGGCGCGGCAGGAGGAGAAGUCGACUGCGGGGCAGCAAGGCCCAGGCACAGACAGUCCGGAGUUCAAGAAGAUCAUGCAGGACCUCGGGGACAACCCACAGGUGAUCCAGAACAUGGCCCAGAGCGAUCCUAAGUUCAAGGAGAUGCUGGAGAAGGACCCAGAGCUCAAGAAGGUGACCGCUUUUCGAGACGGCGCGCAGGCGUUCGGGAAGGCCUUUGCCGCGAUGGCCGGCGCGGGAGGAGCCACACCAGACGGCAACGAGCAGCUGAGCGAGGACGACGAUGCCGCCGUCGAGAGGCUCCGGCUUUGUGACCUGAGCAGGCCGAAGGAGAUCAUCGCCCAGGUCUACGUGGCUUGUGGCAGGGACGAGAAGAAGGCGUCCGAGAUCCUGUUGAACAAGCUUUGA
Messenger RNA from Prorocentrum cordatum, 1308 nucleotides. NCBI's taxonomy places the organism in Eukaryota, Dinophyceae, Prorocentrales, Prorocentraceae. The record is from the annotation of a GenBank genome assembly.